AUGGCAUCACAACAGUCCGCAAACGCGAUUGACUGUCGCCCAGAUCGUGGGCGAGAGCCGGUUGCCACCUCUAUACCCGUGGUUUCUUACCUUGCACAACGCUUGCUGGGGGAAGAGUUCAUGUCAGACGGCUACAGCAGUAUCGACAAGACUAAGGCUCUGAUAUGGGCUGUCGGGCAUAACCAUGUUCCCCUAGUCGAGGAGCUCAUUGCUUAUGGAGUUGAUGUGAACAUGCCAGGUGUUGACGGCUGGACUUGCCUCGGUAUAGCUGCUGAACUUCCCACCCCUAAGGUCUUGGACAUUCUGCUUAGAGCCGGGGCAGAUGUGACUGCGAUCUGCGGCUUCGGGGGAAAAACGGCGCUCCACUGGGCGGCAAGGGCUGGCAGAUCACAAGCGGUAAAGACGCUUAUCUCACAAGGCUCAAAAGUAGAUACACGAAUAAGCAAAUUGGGGUUUAGUCCUUUACACGAUGCCGCUUAUAAAGGUCAUGUCGACACUGUCCAAGCGUUGCUCGAGGCCGGAGCCAUCAUUCAAUGCGUCGAUAAUGAGGGCUGGUCUCCACUGCACGCCGCAUGCUGCUCAGGACACCCCGAUGCGGUGCAGCUCUUGAUCGAUCGUGGUGCAAGUAUUAGUUCGACAACAACGGGAGGUUUGACUCCGUUGCAUGUUGCAGCUGUCAAGGCCAAGCAUGAGAUUGUUAUGCUGAUUUGUGCCAUACCUCACAUGGAUGAAGCUGGAGAAAACGUGCUUGUUGCCAGUGUCACAGCAGAUUCUGUCGCCACUGCUCGAGUCGUCUUGGACCACGGCGCUAACAUAGAGACUAGCAGCUCAGAUGGUAUAACACCAUUGGCAUCAGCAGUACUUUGCAAUGCGUUGGAGAUGGCCAGCUUUCUGCUCGAAUACGGCGCUGACAUCGAAGGACAGACCGAUGAUGGCUACACGGCACUACAUCUGGCCGCCGAGAAGAACCUUCAACAGAUGUCGCAGCUAUUGAUCGAGAAAAGUGCGAAUAUUGAGUCAAGAAUAACCCCCGGGAAUCAGGAUGGUCGCUUGGGAGACGAAGGAUUGACUCCGCUGUUGGCAGCUGCUAAGUCUAGAAGUAUCGACACUGCGCACAUCCUUGUUAAUCAUGGUGCCAAUGCGGAGGCAACCGACAAGGGUUGGACAGGAAUUCAUUUCGCCUCCUUUGCACAAAGCAAGUCGCUGAUACGGUUAUUUGCUCAAGAAGGGGUGUCAAUUGAUGCUCGGACUUUGGAACAAGGGCGCACGGCACUGAUUGUAGCAAGUGCUGGUGACAAUCCUGAGGUUGUUGCUUUGCUCAUCAAACUAGGGGCUGACGUUGACGCAACCAACAAUAUUGGGUGGACACCAUUGCACUUUGCCGCCCAUGGUGGCUCUGGAGACAUCACUGAGACUCUGCUCAAAAAUGGGGCUAACCCGGCUGCUGUAAGUCUUGAUGGCGAGCGUCCUCGUGAUGUUGCCUACAGACAACAGAACCAUCAUGUGAGAGAACUUAUAGAUGGAGUUGUGUCAGUGUCGCUUGAUGCACAGAACAAGCCGAGGGCUCGAAGUGUUUCUUUACUUUUCCAAGCCGCUAGAGCCAACCUUCUGGACAAGACUUUGCAGUUGUUGGAUGGGGAAAUCAACAUCAAUUCAUGUGACAGGGAUGAUCGGAGCUCAUUAUCCUUCGCGGCUGAGAGUGGCUCGAUUGGCAUCGUCAAGGCUCUAACAUCCAGAAAAGCAGACAUGAACUUACAAGACAGUUAUGGUGGAACACCUCUUUGGUGGGCUUCAAAAUGUGGCCAUGCCAUUGUUGUCGAACAUCUACUGGAACAGGGGGCACACUGUGAUACCCCAGAUGCAGAUGGUCAAUCACCCCUUUCUGUCUCGUCGCAGUACGGGCACUUGACAACGGUCCUUGUAGCAGAAUUACUGUCGGACUCAGGAGCGGAUGUGAACUACCGAAACCCAUUAGGCGAUUCGAUUCUACGGCGGGCAGAAGUGAAGAAACACAAGGAGGUCUCAGAUGUUCUCGAAUACCACCAAAGGUUCCUCAAGAGCGAGUCAGAUCAGUGGGAUGGGGAUGCAGUAGGAGGAGGAGCGUAUCCGCGCGAGGUUCUCGACUCCAUAUCACCCCUCACCUUCAAACGUUAUACGCCAUUGCUCAAAGCAUCCAAAAAGGGACAGUUAGCAAUGAUCGAACGGCUGAUAAAAGCGGGAGCUGACCCAAAUCUUUCUAUCGAUCGUCGUAGUGCUCUCGAUGAAGCCGCCGCGUUUGGACAGUCUGAAGCAGUGGCUACACUUGUCGAGCACGGCGCUAGUGUCAAUGGGUAUGAUAAAGAUCGAAGUCCCUUGACGUCUGCAGCUUUUAACGGGCAUUCAAACGUCAUCAAGCUGCUUUGUGACCUCGGAGCCAGUAUCGAUCGCGGACAUGAGUGGGGUUACAGCGCGCUGAUGGACGCCGCGGAAUGUGGACAUGAAGUAGCUACAUCUCUUCUCCUACAACUUGGGGCAAAGUCCGAUACGAGAGACAAAUAUGGAAGAACACCGCUGUGGCAUGCGACCAAAAAACGAUUUGGCAAUGUGGUGAAGCUGCUGGUGGAGAGCGGUGCCAACCUAGAGUGUGCUGACAACAAAGGUUGCACCCCUCUAAUGAUUGCCGUUAAGCGUCGAGACAGAAAACUCACGCAGUUCCUUCUUGAAAAGGGGUCGCAAAUGAGACCAGACUCGAAAAGGAAUUAUUCGCCUUUAUGCUAUGCUGCUAGAAAUGGAGAUGAACCCAUUGUUGACCUACUCCUUGAUUAUGGAGCAGAUGUAAACCUUCCUUCUUUUGAGAAAUGCACCGCACUACACAUUGCAACAUUCGAGGGACACAUCAUGGUUAUUAAGAUGUUGAUCGAGGCAGACGCCGACGUUUCUCUGAAGGACGCCGACGGCAGAACUGCUUUGUCAUUGGCCAAAGAAAAUUCAAAUGACGCCGCCAUAACACUACUGUGUCGAUCAGCAAGUUUGCGAUACGCAUAUUGCAGGGAAUAUAAGAAAGCCGACGCGACGAGCUUUAACGAGAAAAGUUCUUACAAGUACCAACCCCUGACUACGGCUAGCUCUAUUCGCAUCAUUGAGCUGUAUCCCGGAAACCCAGGCGAAAUACUCUCCUUCGAAUUGGAAGAAGUUCCACUUGCUGGCACUACCUCGUUCGACGCCCUCUCCUAUGAAUGGCAAGAAAAGGUUGGAACAGUCCCAGUCCAAUGCGGUGACCGCAAGAUUCUCAUUACGCCCAACUGCAAAGCAGCGAUGGAAAAACUUCGACUUCGAAACAAGUCAAGACAUCUGUGGAUUGAUGCUGUUUGUAUUAACCAGUCCGACGAUCAUGAACGAAAUCAGCAGGUCGGCAUAAUGGGGGAGAUCUUCCGCACUGCUGAUAAGGUUAUCAUGUGGCUUGGUGAAGAGACAAAAUUUAUGGCUCAAGCGUUCGAGGAACUCCCAAUGAUAGCGAAAGCACAGCGCAAGCUGUUGCAAGAAGCCGGGGAAUUAGCUGUCGACGGUGAAUCGUCAGAAGGGGACGAAGAUCAUGGUAUAAUGCUACAACGUAUGUCAACCAAUGAGUAUAUCGUUGGCGCUUUCGAGGACUUGAUGGGCCUCACAUACUGGACACGAGCCUGGAUACUUCCUGAAAUUAUCAUUGCCGGCUCCAAAGGCAUCGUGAUGUGCGGCGAUCAAUCUUGCGACUGGUCAACACUCAGGCUCGGCAUGCCUCGCUACGAAUUCUGUGGGUUUGGCCAGACACCUGCUAUUUUUGACAGCUCUUUGGCAGAUGAAUAUGAGAAAGAGGGCGAACUUCGUUUCGUGGAUGUUGUCGAUGUACUCCACACACUGGACGCCACAGACAUUCGGGACAAAGUGUUUGCAUCUUUGGGAGUCGCAUCGAGUGCUAAUGAGCUAGUGGAGAGGCCUAUUGCUGAUUAUACGAUGAGCGUACAACAAGUUUUCGUAUAUGCCACUCGUUAUAUUAUUGACUCACACAGCCUAUGGUCGGCCUGGACACUCGGUAUACGACACAGCACGAAGCAAGUCUGUGGUCUGCCGUCAUGGGUCCCAGACUUCAAUCAAAGACCUUCAUGUGAAGGAGAAGAGCUUUUCGGGCACUCGUGUGUACUGUGUCGCCUUGAUAUUGUCGAAGCACCCAUAACGACUGACACAUCCCUUCACAUAGGCGGGUGUAUUCUUGAUAGAGUUGUGUUCAAGCUCAAACUAACAAAGGAUCUCGAAAUUUCUACAAUCCUCUUGCUAGUCGUCGAAGCACUAGGAAAAGGGAACCAAAGCAUCUACGAUCUGUAUACAGUUGGGGAUGGGUUUGAUAUCAAUAGCACGAUAGUGGACCAGAAAGACCGGAUGCAAUCCAUUCGCUCGAUGAGAAUGAGCACAAACGCAGGCGCACUCAUCGAUACAAUCUUUCGCUUGCAACGAUUUCCUUGCAACGGCGAUGACGGGGUCAAAACAGGCGAGGACAUAGCAGAUGAGGCCUUUUCGUUAUUGCUGGGAUAUAUGGUUUGGACGCUUUCAAGGAAGGUGGAUGCACUAGAGACACCAGAUUAUGCGAAACAGGCUGCAAACCCGUGGUUUGAAGAAUCUACCAACGCUGAAACCUUUACUGAUUUUGAGAUUGACAAUUUGGUCUUGAUGGAAGGCUUGUUGAGAUAUGGAAAUGAUCUUAUUUACACAGAGAAUGGGUACUUUGGGUUGACAAACGCCGGAGAAGCAGAUGAUGGUAUGUCGAUUGCAUUGGUCGGACAUGGCUCGACCUUUCGGUUAUUGAGAAAGAGAGGAGACUCGGAACCAUAUUACGAAUAUGUAGACUUGGUGUCGAUCAACCUUAUGGGUCAAGAGAUUGACAAGCCGGAAAAGGCGUACAAGAACAUCAAUCUUGAGAGAUUAGAGUUUCGUUAG
Molecule: messenger RNA, 4947 nt
Organism: Fusarium coffeatum
Lineage: Eukaryota; Fungi; Ascomycota; Sordariomycetes; Hypocreales; Nectriaceae
Exons: 4
Coding region: 1-4947 (1648 amino acids)
Molecular function (GO): protein binding
Source: RefSeq, a predicted model, not a curated record